Chaetomium globosum CBS 148.51 is the source of this 462-nucleotide messenger RNA. RefSeq lists its product as uncharacterized. The coding region runs from base 1 to 462 and encodes 153 amino acids. The record is from RefSeq and is a predicted model, not a curated record. NCBI's taxonomy places the organism in Eukaryota, Fungi, Ascomycota, Sordariomycetes, Sordariales, Chaetomiaceae. The transcript has a single exon.
AUGCUCGCCAAGGCCUCCAUCCUCGCCCUCGCGGCCGCCACCCCUCUCGCCUCCGCCCUCGGCUUCGCCAUCGUCCACAACAAGUGCGCAACCGACGUGCACGUGUGGUCUGUCGGCUCGGCCGUCGAGGGCCCCUUCAAGGUGGCCAAGGACUCAUCCUACGCAGAGCCCUUCGUCAAGGACCCCGUGACGGGCGGCAAGGCGCUCAAGGUCACGCUCGCGGCCGACGGCCUGUACACGGGCGCGCCCCAGACCAUCUUCGCCUACAGCCUCGAUGGCGACAACGUGUGGUACGACCUCAGCGACGUCUUCGGCGAUGCCUUCGUCGGCAAGAAGGUCUCCGUUACGAGCGCGCAAGCGACUUGCCCGUCUAUCAUCUGGCCCACUGGUGUGCCGCCGGCGGGGAGCCAGGUUAAGGUCUGCACGUCUAGCAAGGAUGUUACCCUCACGCUUUGCGCUUAG